CCCCAAAUCAGCCAGUGGCGCUAGUGAGAGUUUGGAGAUUAGGACUCAGGAAAUCCGUCGAGUUUACAGUGAAGUUUGGAUGAUUCUUUUCGUUGAGCAGAAAUGCAGGGCACAACCACAUUUAUCUUGAUUUCAACAGUAUCACUUGUUUGUUUAGCGAGUGACACGACAUUGAAAAAAGAAACACUCUCGAGGCCCGUGCGGCUGAUCACCGAAGAAGAGUUGGAGAAUUACAAUGGAAGUCAGGAUGGACAGCCAAUUUAUAUGGCGAUAAACGGAGUAGUGUUUGAUGUUACUACAGGAAAAGGUAAAAUUUUUUAUGCCAAGGGUGCACCAUACAAUGCCUUGGUGGGAAAAGACUCUACGAGGGCUGUUGCCAAGAUGUCCCUUGAUCCAGAGGACUUGACUCAUGACACUACCGGUCUGACAGAGGAACAGCUAGAGUCUCUGGAUGGUGUAUUUACUGGGACCUACAAAGCGAAGUAUCCCAUUGUGGGCUACACCGCACGACGCAUGUUCAAUGAAGAUGGCAGCCCCAACAAGGACUUCAAACCAGAAGACCAGCCUAAUUUCACCUUAAAACUUGAGUUAUGAUUAUAUGGCCCUGUGUGAUUUCACAGAGAUCCCAUCAACAUGAACGCAUUGUGUUAAAUUGGGCUUUGGAUUUGUGUCCAAUCAGGACAUCGGUUGAGUCAUACAUAAUUGUAGAUGCCCAGUAGGGGCAGUAGCAGUACGGAAGGGAGAUAGCAUGUGCUUUGUGAGUGAGUCCAUCUUCCCCUUACCAAGAAAAACAUUUGAUGCAAGGAAAUGUUAAAGCAAUCAUUAACUUUAGAAUAGAUUUACUCUGAUUUUUUUUUUGCUGUAUGCUUCGUACCUUGAUGAAGAAUUCACACUAAUGGAGAUUUUGUGUUCAAUUGUCUCUGAUAGCACACAGGUCUCUAACAAAUACCUCAGACAUUGAGUCCAGAAUAUCAAUAGAACACCAGAUGACCUCAGAUAAAAAAAAUAAAUUUCCAGUAACUAGUUAUGUGCUGCCCUCUACGCCUUUGCAUUUUCUCACUUGUCUAUGGAGGAGGUGGGUGAAAGGCUUGUGGUGGUCUCUCCCCCUACACACAGUGGUUCGAUGAUGCUUGUCUGGCCUUUGUGUGGGAAUUUUCCCCUGGUGGGCUCCGUCAAAUCAGCCCCUCAGCGUGGGGUGUGUCAGAAACUUGUUUUGAUACGUCUGUUUGUAAUUAGUUUAUUUAUUUUUCUACAAAUAGGUGGGUGAUUAAAUUAAAAUGUGAUAAUUUGA
Alosa alosa (allis shad) is the source of this 1291-nucleotide messenger RNA. RefSeq names its product neudesin neurotrophic factor (gene nenf). The record is from RefSeq and is a predicted model, not a curated record. The transcript is spliced from 4 exons. NCBI's taxonomy places the organism in Eukaryota, Metazoa, Chordata, Actinopteri, Clupeiformes, Clupeidae. Gene Ontology annotation, cellular component: endomembrane system; membrane. Bases 103 to 594 code for a protein of 163 amino acids.